GCAGCCGAACUCCGGCCGGCUCACUAUAUAAACCCCUGCACCGGAAUCCAAACACCACCCACAACGCACAGCAACAGAGAAGCCAACACAUUCGGCCGGCCGAUCUACAUCAGCAGCAGCGCCCGGCCCGACCAAGCGAAGUACGCUACUACUGCUGCUGCUACACCGCACCGACCGAGGGUGCAACGACGAUAGCAGAAGCAGCCGAACGUAGAUGGUGUCGCUGCAGUCGGCGCUCCUGCCGGAGGCCAAGCGGCCGCCGUGCCUCUCCCUCGUCGGCAGCGUCGUCGCCUCCACCGCCACCAGCAAGAAGCGGAAGAGGGACGGCAACGACGGCGACCACGAGAACAGCCGCGGCGAGGUAGAGGACGGGAUCGAGCUCAAUUUCGACGCCGCGCCGCUGCCCCCCGAGUGGCAACGCUGCCUUGACAUCCAGUCGGGGCGGAUCCACUACUACAACACGAGGACGCACAAGCGGACGUGGAAGGACCCGAGAGCGGAGCCGGACUACCGCGCCGCGCCCGCGGCCGAGGAGGAGGAGUCUGCGAAUUGCUCGCCCCCGGGGCUGGACCUGGACCUGGACCUGAACCUCACGUUCAAGCCGCGCCGGGUGCUCGUCCAGGAGAAGAAGCCCAAGCUGGCCGAAGAUCGUCGUCAGCCCGCGGAGGCGGAGGACAGCAGAGAGAUGGUCGCGGCCGUGUGCCUGCGGUGCCACAUGCUGGUGAUGAUGUGCCGCGAGAGCCCCGCGUGCCCCAACUGCAAGUUCCUCCACCCGCCGAGCCGGGCCGCGCCCCCGCCGGAGCCGGAGCCGGCGCCGCUCAAGCUCGGGCUCCAGCUGCUCUGCUGCAGGGACUAGCGACGGACAUCGAUCAAACUGUUGAGACGGAGCAUCUGAUCGAUCGACCGAGCGAUCUACCUCGUGCACCUUGGCCCGCGUACGUGCACGAGUACAUACCGCACGUGUACAUGUAGCUACCGGCAUGUGCAAGAAUCAAGCAGCGAUGAUAACUAAGGCUACUGUAAUGGACGUAAUUAGAUGCUCAAUUAAACAGGUGAGCGAUGGAUCGAUCAAUCGAUCAAACAGUGACUGAUCAGUGGCACGUACGAUUAGUUAAGCGCUAUAUGAUCAUGAUAUAGAUAUGAGUGCAUAUAAAUGUAGCUCGGAACAUUCGGUAUAUGUCACCUGUCCGUGCAUGUAUUCCAGCUCGCGAUCGAUCGAGAGUGCUCUGCUCGUUGUGGGAAGUUGGUUGGCUGUUGGUGCGCAAGAAUUUAUUGGCGCCGAUGUCAGUAUGUGCCCUUGCGUUUUUUGCGAGGAAAUGCUUUGUCACGCGUGAAUGAAGACUCCACAAGAGCGAUUAGCAAGUGCCCCUCAAACGGGAAAAGGUCAGGUUGAGCAAGCACGUACACGGCCAUGCAAAAUGUUAGAGUAGAUUGUAGAAGAUUGUAGAGAGUAGAACUCGAAUCGAGAGAAUGAAUUGAUUGAUUCAUUGCA
This is a messenger RNA of Phragmites australis (common reed), 1492 nucleotides long. Its product is annotated as protein CURLY FLAG LEAF 1-like. The transcript has 2 exons. The record is from RefSeq and is a predicted model, not a curated record. NCBI's taxonomy places the organism in Eukaryota, Viridiplantae, Streptophyta, Magnoliopsida, Poales, Poaceae. Gene Ontology annotation, molecular function: protein binding. Bases 215 to 856 code for a protein of 213 amino acids.